UCUCUCUUCUGCUCUCUCUACUAUGUAGCAAUAAAUGACCAACUGAUUCAAGUUUUCCUUUCACUUUCCGAUUUUGUGAAUGGAAACUUUGCUGGUAAAUUUCUCAAAGCUAUUGUCUUAUCUGGUUUUUUAUUUGAUUGCCUUCAAAGUUUAUGACACCUUCGAGUUUAAUGGGGUGGUUCAAUGGUGGUGAGUAUGCGCGUAUUGAGGAGUUAUCUUCCCCAAGGGAAAAUCACACAAGGAAAGUCUCUGUUCUUCCUCUAGUAUUUCUCAUCUUCUAUGAGGUUUCUGGGGGACCCUUUGGAGUUGAGGACACUGUGCAUGCAGCAGGUCCUCUAUUAGCCCUUUUGGGGUUCUUGGUUUUUGCAGUCAUAUGGAGUGUUCCUGAGGCUCUAAUUACUGCAGAGAUGGGUACAAUGUUUCCUGAGAACAGUGGUUAUGUGGUUUGGGUCUCUUCUGCCCUGGGUCCCUUUUGGGGUUUUCAGCAAGGUUGGAUGAAAUGGCUUAGUGGGGUGAUUGACAAUGCUCUGUACCCAGUGCUAUUUCUUGACUAUUUGAAAUCUGGAAUCCCUGCAUUGGGGGGUGGGGUUCCCAGAAAUAUUUCAACUUGGGCCUUAACUGUGGUUCUCACUUGCGUGAACUAUAGGGGUUUAACCAUUGUGGGAACUGUUGCUGUUUUUUUAGGUGUUUUCUCACUCCUUCCUUUUGUGGUCAUGGGAUUCUUGUCAAUUCCAGACUUGAAACCUUCAAGAUGGUGUGUGGCAAAUCUUGAUGAUACUGAUUGGAAUCUAUAUUUGAAUACUUUGUUUUGGAAUCUCAAUUAUUGGGACUCUAUUAGUACUCUUGCAGGAGAAGUGGAAAAUCCAAGGAGAACUCUUCCCAGGGCUCUAUUUUAUGCUUUGAUCCUUGUAGUUCUGAGCUAUUUCUUCCCUCUUUUGAUUGGCACCGGUGUUGUUCCUCUCAACAGGGAGUUAUGGACUGAUGGGUACUUCUCAGAUAUUGCUGAGAUUGUUGGAGGAGUGUGGUUGAGGUGGUGGCUUCAGGCUGCUGCUGCAAUGUCAAACAUGGGAAUGUUUGUUGCUGAAAUGAGUAGUGACUCUUUCCAGCUUCUAGGAAUGGCUGAGAGGGGCAUGUUACCAGAGUUCUUUGGCAAGAGGUCUCGUUAUGGAACUCCUAUAAUAGGAAUACUGUUUUCUGCAUCUGGUGUUAUUUUACUCUCAUGGCUGAGUUUUCAAGAGAUUGUGGCUGCUGAAAAUUUCUUGUACUGUUUUGGGAUGAUUUUGGAGUUUGUAGCAUUCAUAUUGUUGAGGAUCAAGCAUCCAAACGCAUCUAGACCUUACAAAAUUCCUGGGGGAAUAGCUGUAGCAGUUGCUAUCUGCAUUCCUCCCACAAUUUUGAUUUUUGUUGUGCUGGCUUUAUCCACCAACAAAAUACUGCUUAUAAGCCUCAUUGCUGUAGUGAUAGGCCUUGUGAUGCAACCUUGUCUCAAGAUUCUGGAACAAAGGGGAUGGCUUAAAUUCUCAGUUAGGUAUGAGCUCCAGGAUCUUCACAAUCAAAACAGCAUUCCCUCCUUUGUGGGUUAGAGUUGUCUAGUGGAAAGAAAAGUAUACUUAAUGAGCAGAAUCUGAAUUUGAAAUGCAUUUUGUCUGGCUACA
This is a messenger RNA of Vigna umbellata (rice bean), 1655 nucleotides long. The record is from RefSeq and is a predicted model, not a curated record. NCBI's taxonomy places the organism in Eukaryota, Viridiplantae, Streptophyta, Magnoliopsida, Fabales, Fabaceae.